Oncorhynchus mykiss (rainbow trout) is the source of this 4278-nucleotide messenger RNA. Its product is annotated as cysteine/histidine-rich 1. Gene Ontology annotation, cellular component: nucleus. The record is from RefSeq and is a predicted model, not a curated record. Gene Ontology annotation, molecular function: zinc ion binding. Lineage: Eukaryota; Metazoa; Chordata; Actinopteri; Salmoniformes; Salmonidae.
AUCUGCUACAAAAAAUAACAAAAAAAAAACCCAUUCCAGUGUUAGCCAAUCUGCGACGCAGUUUAAGGACUGUCAAGGGAGGCCAUAGCAGCAGCUGGCAAAAAUAUUGACAGUUUAUCAAGCAACGAAACUCGGGAUUUGCUGUUUUUGUGACCAUAGCUGAGUAACACCGGUUAGGAUUGGAAGGUGCAGCCGAGCUAGGGUGUAGUGAAGUCGGGGAGAGGAGGAGGAGGGGAGGGUCCGGACAGGAGAAAAACAAAGAUGUCUGUGUAGUUCAACUAGGCAAAUCCUAGCGACCUGUCUGAACAUCUCUCUGAUUUUUUUCUCCAAAACUGACACGUCCCGGAGGUCCAGUGGAUAGCGAGCUGGCAACGGGGAGGAGAGAAAAAAAACCGUUUACCGACCAGCCGAACCGGGCCGUUAUGAACGGCCGCUCAUGCGCUGUCACGGCAAAUAACUGCGACUUGACAACACAAAAACAUCUCUGACGGGUUGUUUUGUUCUAGCUAGACGAGGGCGAGGGCCGGAGUGUUUUUGUGAGCUUGUUAGCUAUAGCAAUGUAGCUAGCUGAAUAUAUUCGUUAAAACUGCCAGUCAACAGCGCUACAUUUCUAUACGAAAACGACCAUUAGAAAAAAAAAAAACUAUUUUGGAAAAUUACUAAAACGUCCGUUUGUUAAAUUCAACGCGUAUUGCGCAACAUUGCUUACUAACUAGCUAGCUAACUAGCUAACUCACUAGCUAACGUCCAUUCCAGCUGUCCUGGCUUUCCCUUGCCGAGCCUGGGGUCGCUAAAUCUGCCAGCUAGCUAACAGGUCGCUAGAUUACGCCUGACAAACACCACCACCACCCACCAUGUCCUCGAUGGAAGAGCGUGGUGAGGUGGGCGUCGCGGCGGCUCCAGGCUCCUCAGGCGGCCUGGGGGUUGGUGCGGUGGGGGCAGCUCUGGAGACAGUGGUCGGUGGGCCGUCAAUGCAAGAGGAGGUGGGCUUCCGAAGAGGAGAGGGACUCGGGCCCGAUUCGGACCCGGACGAGCCGCCGCCCAAGAAGCGGAUGAGAUUGCCGGAGGGAGAGUCGGGAAAGCUGGAAGAGAGGCUGUAUUCAGUGCUGUGCUGCACGGUGUGUUUAGAUCUGCCCAAAGCCUCCGUUUAUCAGUGCACCAACGGUCACCUGAUGUGUGCUGGUUGUUUCAUCCACCUGCUGGCUGACUCUCGUCUGAAAGAGGAGCAGGCCACGUGUCCUAACUGCAGGUGUGAGAUCACCAAGUCUCUGUGUUGUAGGAACCUGGCUGUAGAGAAGGCUGUGAGUGAGCUGCCCACAGACUGUCCCUUCUGUCUCAAACAGUUCCCUCGCUCCAGCCUAGAGAGGCACCAGAAAGAGGAGUGUCAAGACAGGGUGACGCAGUGUAAGUAUAAGCGGAUUGGCUGCCCAUGGAAGGGACCGUUCCACGAGCUACCGGCCCACGAGGAGGAGUGCUGCCAUCCCACCAAGACUGGCACAGAGCUGAUGGGCAUCCUGGGGGAGAUGGACCAGAGCCACAGCAGAGAACUAACCCUUUACAACUCUAUAUUCUCCCUGCUCUGUUACGAGAAGAUAGGCUUCACAGGUAGGCUAGAGGUCCAGUUCAGGCCGUACCGGACAGAUGACUUCAUCACCCGUCUGUACUAUGAGAGUCCUCGUUUCACCGUGUUGAACCAGACCUGGGUACUGAAGGCCAGGGUCAACGACUCUGAACGCAACCCUAACCUCUCCUGCAAACGCACCCUCUCCUUCCAACUCAUCCUCAAGAGCAAGGUGAACUCGGCUAUAGAGUGUUCCUUCCUGCUGUUGAAAGGACCGUACGACGACGUGAGGAUCAAGCCUGUGAUCCACCAUCACGCGUUCAGCAACGACACCAACGAGACAGACUACGUCCCCCUGCCCAUCACCGACUCUGUGGAGUGUAACAAACUACUGGCCGCCAAGAACAUCAACCUACGACUCUUCAUCUUCCAGAUCCAGAAAUAGACAAGACGAGGAGGAGGAGGAGGGAGAGGACCGAGAGAGACGUGUAGAGGACGUGAGGGAGAGAGAAGUUUGAGUUUAAAGUGAGACACCACUGAUACCUCUUUACACACACACACAUACACAUACACAUACACACACACACACAGCCCACUAGACCACAUAUUGAGAGAGUUAGGGAACCCCACCAUUUCAGGUGCUGCUUUUAGUGUUGCUUUGGAGACCGGAUGGUGUUGCUAGGGGAAUUAAUCUGUAUGGACUGAGGAUGUUGUUACUAUGGGGGUGUUAGGGGAGAGGGGGUUGUCACUAUGGAGACAGGAUGGUGUACCCGUGCAGUUGAGUCGGUCUGACAUUUCACCCUUUGACCCCAGAGCCAAAGGUAGCUCAUACCCACCAAAGCAGGAUGAACCAUACGAGAGUGUGUGUGUGUGUGUGUGGUAUGAUACUCUGAGAAAAUGUGUGUGCGUAUGUGUUCCAAAGAUGUGAAUGUGAGCUUUUGAACUCUGUUGACCACUCAGCUAGUCUGUCCUAUAGAAUGGAAGGGUGGGUUACUUGUAUACACACACUCUGACCUGCUCCUAGUCUGUUUGAUUAGGACAGCCGUCCACUUGGUUCGGAGACCAACCCAGAGCAGAGCCAAGAUGGCAGUGUUUUGCAUGCUCCUUUUAGUUAGUCCUUCAAAAAUGAGUUGUGAUUUAUAUAUUUAACCUCAAAAGUUAACUUAUACCUUAUUUUUUUUUAAAUUUAUUUUUAACCCUGAAUAUUUAAAUUCCUUUGAACUUAGCCUUUUUUUUAAAGUUUGGUAUUAGUGUGGCUGUGCGCUCGCGUGUGUGUGCACGGUGUUGCUCGCGUGCGUGUGCACGGUGUUGCUCGCGUGCGUGUGCACGGUGUUGCUCGCGUGCGUGUGCACGGUGUUGCUCGCGUGCGUGUGCACGGUGUUGCUCGCGUGAGUGUGCACGGUGUUGCUCGCGUGCGUGUGCACGGUGUUGCUCGCGUGCGUUUGUUUUUUGACAGAUGCAUUUAGGGCCCUAGUGAUCACAUCCCUAUAAACAGAUACUUGCAUGGCCACACACACACACACACACACAUACACACACACACAAUCAACAGACCUCUUAGGCCUGCUCAGAAACCAACAUCUGUGUAUGUAUGUUUGUGUGGACUCCUCCUUCUUCUCUGGUUGGGCCGUGCUAGAACCGGAGAACCCAGAACCCUGAAACGGACCUGAAGGGAACCCCAGCUAGUGUGACAGACUGGGUUUGAAUCCAGUUUGUCUGCGUGCCACAAGACCGCGUUAGUCCUCUAAGCUAAAUCCCAGGGCAUUAUCUUGGGGAGGUUCCCCUGUAGGAGGGUGGUUCCCCUGUAGGAGGGUGGUUCCCCUGUAGGAGGGCGGUUCCCCUGUAGUAGGGUGGUUCCCCUCCGGAAGAUGGAAAAGAGAACCUGAACGGUCCACCGAGUCAACCCUGUUUCACAGGACUAAGGGCUCGAUUCCAUCAGAUCCGCUUUAGCCAACAUCUGCAGAGUGGUUGUUUUGGCGGUCAAAUCCACAAGUAAAGCCGGGCAUUCCCAUUGGCUGCACGGAGUCACAUUAACAGAAAUCCCAUGCAGCCUUGUUUACAUGUUCAACACUGGAAUGUGAGAUGUAGCCUACACUUUGAUUUAGGGAUGAAUGAAAUCCUCAUUUAGUUGAAUGAUUUUUUUCAAUUUGAGCAUAAAUAUUUCCAUAUAGCCUACACAUUCUCGUUGUGAACUUCUGCAGUGAAGUGGGGCAGGUGUGGUUUCCUGGCGAUGAUCGCAAGAACAGCUGCUCAGCGAAUUAUUAUUAUUAUUUUUUUUUUUGAUGGCUCAAACUGAAGUCCCACCGCCAAAACAUCCGCUAUGCUGGUGUCUACUGACGCCGGUUAACUCAUGAUCUGAUUGUCUAGACCUAGCUCAUGACUCUGGUUUUAAAUGGGGAGAAUCCUGGAUGGGACCUUUUGACUUUGGGAACUGGUAAUUUGUGUGUGCGUUACUAUGGUGACGUGUUUAGAGUGUUUAGAGUUACUUGAAUGAUGCUGAGAUGACGAUGUUACUAAAAAGUAGAAUCUACUGUGAUGGCUCUGUCUCUCCUCCUGGCCUAUUUAGGUUGAGUAUUUCUAUAGAUCUGACUCCUCCGGGCCUAUCUAGGUCUUGUAUUUCUGUGUUUUAAUGCUUUUUCGUCUCUAUGCCAAUAGACUCACUGACUCAUCUCACUAUGGCUGUACAUGUGCCUUUUAUUAAAGAUCAUGGAAACUGA